CUGGGCGGGGCUGCACGAGUAGCUGCAGCGGCGGACACCACUCUCCUCACCCUCCCACCCCACGGUGGGCCGCGGGGCAAAGUAUUGGCGAUGGAGGCGGCUCCUUGGACAGCCAGGGUCAAGCUACGAUGCGGCAGAUACUUCCAUAAAGGGCUUAGAAGAAACUUCCUCCUUAAAAGCCUGAAAAACCAGCAUUUGUAACGCCUGUACUUGUGGAUAUAGACUGACAAAAAUGGCAGAAAAUAAUACUAAAAAUGUAGAUGUGAGACCCAAAACCAGUCGGAGUAGAAGUGCAGACAGAAAAGAUGGCUAUGUGUGGAGUGGGAAAAAGCUGUCUUGGUCCAAAAAGAAUGAACACUCUUCUGAUACUGAUGCACCAGGUGCCACAGAGAAAGCUGAUGGCCCUUUAGGGAGCCCAGAGAGAAAGCACAGCUGUUCAUCCAUUGAGUUGGAUUUAGAUCGCUCCUGUGGGCACAGAUUUUUGGGCCGAUCUCUUAAACAAAAACUGCAAGAUGCUAUGGGACAGUGUUUUCCCAUAAAAAAUUGUAGCAGUCGACACUCUUCAGUACUCCCUUCAAAAAGAAAAAUUCUUAUUAGUGAACUCAUGUUAGAUAAGUGUCCUUUCCCACCUCAGUCAGAUCUGGCCUUUCGUUGGCAUUUAAUUAAACAACACACUGCCCCUAUAACUCCAAAAUCAGAUAACCGGAGAAGCACAGACUUAUCUGAUAGUGACAUGAGGGAUGUCCAGCUGAAGGAAAGAGGUAACAGGGAAGAAAAUAUAAACUCUUUUUCACAUAAUCAAGUUCAGCCAUGUGACAUGGCUACUGAACACCAUUCACAUAAAUGUGAUCCAAAAACUGAUUCUGUAAUGAACCUGGCAUCUAAUAACAGUAUAGAAGAUAGCGAUAUGGAUUCGGAUGAUGAAAUUUUAACACUUUGCACAAGUUCUAGGAAAAGAAACAAACCAAAAUGGGAAACUGAUGAUGAAAUGCUGCAGUUGGAAACACCUCCUAAAUACCAUACCCAAAUAGAUUAUGUUCACUGCCUUGUUCCUGAUCUCCUUCAGAUCAAUAACAAUCCAUGUUAUUGGGGAGUAAUGGAUAAAUAUGCAGCUGAGGCAUUACUGGAAGGAAAACCAGAGGGUACCUUUUUACUUCGUGACUCAGCACAGGAAGACUAUUUGUUCUCUGUUAGUUUUAGACGCUAUAGUCGUUCUCUUCAUGCUAGGAUUGAACAGUGGAAUCACAACUUUAGCUUUGAUGCACAUGAUCCUUGUGUCUUCCAUUCUCCUGAUAUUACUGGACUACUAGAACAUUAUAAAGACCCAAGUUCUUGUAUGUUCUUUGAACCACUUUUAUCCACUCCUUUAAAUCGGACUUUCCCCUUUUCCCUUCAGCAUAUAUGCAGGACAGUUAUUUGUAACUGUACAACCUAUGAUGGCAUUGAUACUCUCCCAAUUCCUUCAUCUAUGAAGUUAUAUCUGAAAGAAUAUCACUAUAAAUCAAAAGUUAGAGUACUCAGGAUUGAUGUACCAGAACAGUAAUUUCAGGGAGGAUUGGUGGCAUUUGACUGACUGAUCACAUAAAAGCUCUUUCAUGACUUUGCCAAGUUUGUUUGGGGGUUGUUUGUUUUUUGGGUUUUUUUUGCCAUUUUGAAAUUUUCUCCAAAGGUAGAAUCCAAAUUAAUUUGUGCCCUAACCUUUAUUUCUAGAUCCUUUGGGAGAGGGGUAUGACUGGUAAUAUUAUAUUAUUUUGAUAUUACACACUACUUAAAGUUUUAUGUAUUUUAGGGAUUAAGUCUUCUGAGUUGCCUUGUAGCAGUUAUUCUUUAGAUUUAAAUUUUGUUCAUUUUGGAAAUUGUAAUUGGCAGAUCUACAGAUGUGUUUAAAUCAUUCUGUAAGUGGCAAACUGAAAAUUGGGUGAAAGACACUGCAGUGUCCGCCAUAUAAAGUAUAAUUUCUUUAUUAAUUUAGUUCUAACAUCACUAUUCCUAUGCAUAAAAUAUUAUUUUUCUAUCCCCUUUUUAACUAAUGCUUUUCUAUUCUUCCAGAAAAAUGAACUAUCGUGUUAAUAUUUAGACCAUGGUUCAGACUAACAUAGCAAACCUUCAUAAUUUAUUAAGAAUUGUGAUAAAGAUAACAACAAACUUACCUGCAGAUUAAAUGAUACAUCUGAUGGCAUAAGAAGCUUAUACAGCAACUGUCUGCAUAGUUUCCAGGUUAUUCUUUACUAUGGAUUCCAACAUCAGUUUCCUCUGUUUCUUCCUUUCCAUACCUUUCUAGACAAAAGCCCUUUAUUUAAGAAAACUUAAAUUGUAUUUUCAUUUGGGGGGUUAAUUUUGAAAGAAUUGAGUAUCAAAGGUUUAACAAAGUGAAUGAGCUUUAUUCUGCCAGUGAGGAUGAAGCAAAAAAAUUAUAUUUUAGAAGUAUUUUUAACUAUUUUAGAUAUAAUAAUACCAUUUAGUGUACUUAAAGAGAUCAUUUUCUAAGUAUUCUGAAAGAGUUAAAUAAUAGAGAUCAUACUUUCUCAAUGGAAAGCCUAAUAAAUGCCUGUAGUCGUAUAGUACUGUAGUAAUUUUAAAAUGAGUCCUCUGACUUCAAGCAGACAGUUCUUUUUUAUUAAUGUCAUAACAUUUAAGGUUUGGGACCACAUUCAUUUAGGAAAUGCUGUUCCUACAUAGCUUAAUUAGAGAGUUCCCUAGACUUACUAUUUUGUGCUAAACUCUACACAUAUAACUGCCACAGAUUUUCAUUGGGGACCAAAUAAGGCACCAAAUUUAUUAUUUUCCAUUAUUUUAGAUUGGAUUAAAGUCCAAUACCUGAGAAUUAGAUAGAGGGGUAAUAAUGACCAAGGUGCUUAUUUGUCUGGUAUUUUAAAGGAAAUUGAUCCACACAUUCCAAAUAUAAUUGUUCCUGUCUUCAAAAUUGAGUUAAGUCUUUAAUGUGGCCUUGGGCAAAGAGAGGGAACCAAAAAAAAAUGAUGACAACUAUAGUCACUAAUUUUGACCUAAUCUAAGGCAUAGUGAACCAGAACUAGUAAUGAUGGUUAAUGUUGACAAUAUUUUAAAUCUAUUAUUCUAAAAUUAGGAAGCAGUUUAUAAGUAACAUUUGAAUGAGGAUUGAGAGAAAUAUCCUGUCAAACAAUAUUCCAUUUAAAUAACUAAUUAAGAAAUUCUGUUUUUAUUCAAAUUUUAGUCUGUACCCAUAUAAUUCCUUGUCUUUCAGUGAGCUGCCAUUUUGCAUUUAUAGACUUUGUUAAGCUAAUUCAUGCAGCCUGUCUGUUUCCUUAUCAACUUUUUUUACUUUACUAACUCCUUGACUGGGGUCAAAGAAAUCCACUGAAAGAAAAAUCCAAAAUGGAAUAAAUGUUGUUCCAUAAUCAAUGUAUCAUUUAUUUUUAGGAAUAAUAUUUCUAUAUUUUGCUAGAAACACUAAUACUGCAUCUUUCAGUGAUAGCUGAAAAAUAAAAAUGUUAACACCAUUACCAAAAAAUCAGAAACCAGAAGAAUGGUUAACCUUUUAUGAUACCUUACAACCUAUACCUUUCAACUGAUGAUCUUCAGUUUGGCAAGUCUCCCUGCACAAAGAUUUUUGCCUUGAAAUGAAAAGUUGAUAAGGCCAUGGAUUAAUUUAAAUAUCCAAAUACUUAAAUUUACUCUCAAGAUAGCCCCUUCCAAAUCUAUAUUGCUUUGGGUAAGAGUAAGAAAGUCUUGUACAUUGGCUUAUCUAUUAUGAAUCUUUUAUCAAUAUAUUAGAAACCUGUCCUGGUUAUUAAAAUAACAUUUCUAAAUAUUCACUUUGGAGAGGGGAAGAAAAGCAAAUUGCUGUUCAUUUUUUAUUAUGAGGGGAACCUCCCUCCCAUCUGCAAUUUAACUUAUCAGAUAAGGGAAUUGAUAAGGAAAAUUUCUGUUUCUGUGAAACAAUAUUUUAAAUAUUUUUCUUUUUAAAACUUUUUAUCAGUACUAAUUAACCUAAUUUAAGACUUGCCAAGGGAGAGAAAAGCAUGGAUAAUUUUGAAAGGAAAUACAGAAUCUAAUUCUGUCAAGUCUUUUGAAAUAGGUAAAAAUUAAUGUUUAUAAAGAAAAGUCAUCUAAAUAGCUUCAUAAUAUUGUUUGAGCUGUGUUGUGGUAUAUUUCUGUGAUUUUCCUGUUCUUUCAACAUCUUUGUGGUACUAACAAAUAUAAAACUAUAAAUUUACAAUUGUAUUAGUAUCCAUGAAGUAGUUACCUGUUAUAAAAAAGAACAAGAAAUAGACUGAUCCAUCCUGACACAUUUUGCAUUUCCUCCCUUAUAUGCACUUCAGUAAGAAGGAAUUUAGGAAGUAGUAAUAAAAAGUCUUGAUAUUGGGAUGAUAGUGAUAGAGACAGGGGUGAGGUAGGGAUUGAUUUUGCAAUAAUUGUUAAAGAUUAAAAGAAUGAAAUUUUGAAGAGGGAAUCCUUUGGUUUUGGGGAAUGUAGUUUUAACAGACUAUCCGAUUAGUAGGUUUCACCUUCAGAAUACAAAAUCAAAGGAAGUUUUUAGGUGUAUAAUUACAUUGAGAGUAGAGUGUUUUAGUAAAAAAGACAAAGGAAGUUAAAUAAUUUGACUAAAAAUUAACCUUGUAAACAUGAGGCAGCUAUAGCAGACAAUUAAAAGGUACUCAUGAGAAAGCAUUUAGCAUGUUGGAACUGGGUAGAGCUUAUUUGGCAAGGGGAUGAAGCUAAAAGAAACAAGACAAAAUACUUAAAUUAAAAAUUAAGGCAUUACCUUAGGGAAAUCUUGACAGUGAAAGGGAGUUACUUAAUCACUAAUAGCUCAGCUGGACAAGACACUUAACUCUGAUGAAGGAAGAAGCUUUGCCGGAAAUCAAACUUGGCUUUCUAUCAAUUUUUCAAGACAUCCGGGCUUAGGGGUAUGGAGGGUGGGGAUGGGAAUUAUGCUUCAUCAUAUGCCUUUGAAAAAAGUUACUCUGAUAUUCUAGCUUCUUUGACAAAUUGUAUGAAACAGUCAUACAUGGUCUUUGUCUAACCACAAUGUGCACUUAAAUAAUUCAGCGAGAGUGCUUUAAUUUAAAAAGAAACCUAAUAGGAAGUGAGUUGAAGGAAGCUUUUAGUCAGCUUUGGGGCUAGAAUUAUUGAUUUCACGAUGAAUCCUGUGUUCUCUCCUGAAUUUAACUCUAGUCCAAAUGAAUGGCUUUAAUUUAAAAUUUGAACCCUUACAAACAAUAUGUUUUAAUAAAUAGAAAUAUUUUUAUCUUUUUUUUUAAUAGAACAGAUAUGGGAUACAGGACACAAUUUUUUGUCAUAAAUUCAUCAUAUUUUUGUCCCUACCAGUAAGAUGCAUUUAUUAUUUAUUCAUGAGCCAAAACCAUUAAGAGGAUAAAUCAAAUUAUCAGCUUCCUGUCUCUCUUUAGUUUAAAUCACUUUAAAGAUUCUAUAAUAGAAAGACAGCUUCCUUCCUAUGAGGAAAAUUAUGACCUAUCUUCUUUAAAAACAUAUACUUCCUUUCCUUUUAAAAUAAAUUCUGACAUUUUUCUUGUUACUCUUUAUUGCAACUAGAAUCCAAUAAGAAUCUUUUAUAUUGAUACGAUAUGGCACGUUUCUUUGAAAAAUAUUAUUUCAUUUAGGAAACUUUUUAAAUGACAAGUCAGUUUCACAAAAGGGAAAUUGUGGAUUAAAGCUCAAAAGAAUGAGCUAUCUAAAGUCAAGACUUUAAUCUAACAAUUUUAUUUUUCAUUUUUCCAUAUUCAAAUAAAAAUCAUCAUCUUAUUCCUAAAGAUAUCUGAAAGCACAAGAACAUAUUUUUAACUGGGCACACUGGGUUAUUGAACAACCAAGUACUGUAUGAUGUCUACAAUACUCAUUGUAAGUAGGGCUAAAAUUUUUUAUAUCCAUGGUUAACUAUUGUCACAGCCAUUAAAGGGUUGAAAAUUCAACUUGAGUAGAUUUUUAAUAUAGAUGUUGGGUGACCAAUAUAAAUCUUUUAAAAAAUACUACAUCAAUACAUAUAUCAAUAUGUACAAUACAAUACUAAUUCAUCAAGAAGUUAUGCCAAUCAGCACAUGAGCCACUGAAAGAGGAAAUGGGAACAAUAAAUCCCUAUCUUUAAUUUACUGUGUGACCUUGGGUAGACCGAUCUCUCUUUACUUCCCAUUUCCUAAGCUACAAUGUAAGUCAAUACUUGCCACCUGGCAUCCUUCAUUCUUUGGUGACAUUUGAACUCCUUAAAAGGUAAAUACUGUGCAACUGUAAGUUGUAAUAUGUGUAAGUGGUAAUAUGAUCAUAGAUGAUCUAAGUAUUCCCAUCGUGGUAGGCAAAUAGAGAAUUACCCUCCAUUACUUCUAGUCAAGGUUUAUCUUAAUUUGACAAUAGUCUUAAUUUGGCCCUGAGGAUCCCAUUAUCCCUAAAAUUGUAUCUGGUUAUGCUUAAAUUUUGUAUUUAAAUGAACCAUAGCAAUUUGGCACCCUCAUGAGAUUUUAUAAAGAUUCAAUUUUAGAAGUAAUCCUGUCCAAACUAUCUGAUGUUUUAAAAUUUAGUUAUUUAGGGAAAUAAAAACAAGGUUACAUUUAAUAUAUGCUUGAGCCACUGUAAAAAUCAAUUUGUGUUUACUUAAAAUCUAUGCUGCCUUUUCUAGGAUUAGAUAUGUAAAGAGUAUGAAUUGAAUGAUAAUAUGGUUGAUGAAGAAAAACUAGUUACUUCUUGUAACUACUGUAUAAUCUUGUUGGUUGUAGACAUAUUUUUAUUCCCUGUCUUCCACCAAAAGAAACAUACUGUAUUUCCAUUUUGCCUCCUAUUCUUGAAGUUGAAUGAAUGUUAGGUCAUUUUAAUAUAUUUCCUCAUAGAUGGAAGAGUUAAGAGAAAUUUAAGUUUUAAUUUCUUAAUUAAAAUUUGAUAAAUUAAA
This is a messenger RNA of Monodelphis domestica (gray short-tailed opossum), 6877 nucleotides long. It is a transcript of the gene SOCS4, whose product is annotated as suppressor of cytokine signaling 4. Gene Ontology annotation, biological process: phosphatidylinositol phosphate biosynthetic process; intracellular signal transduction. Lineage: Eukaryota; Metazoa; Chordata; Mammalia; Didelphimorphia; Didelphidae. The record is from RefSeq and is a predicted model, not a curated record. Gene Ontology annotation, cellular component: phosphatidylinositol 3-kinase complex. Gene Ontology annotation, molecular function: 1-phosphatidylinositol-3-kinase regulator activity.